AAUGGCAACUUUUUAAUAAAAGUAUGAAUCAUUGAAAUAAGAAUUUAAUGAACUAGAUAUCAAUGAUGAUGGUAGAUUAGAUAAAAAUGAGAUGUUCUAAGUUUUAGAUUCUAAGGUAUAAUUUGUUUAAUUUCUGUGUUGAUUAGAUUGGUAAAUAAUUUGAUCGAGAGAUUGCUGAAGAAUUAUGGUCUAAUUUAGAUAUGAAUCAUGAUGGGAAAGUAACAGUAAAUGAAUUUAUUCAAAUACUUUUGAAAGCAGAAGACAGUUUGAAAAGUAAAAUAAACAAUUGCAGAACUACUUUAGAAUUAAACUAUUAACAGAAAAGAGAAACAGAAACUAAUUUAGAUUAUUGUUAAUAAAAUGAAAAAUUGAAUAAUUUUGGUGUAAUGGAAGGCAGUUAAUUAUGUGUUAUUGUGAUUCAAGCUGCAAAUCUUAAAGCAGAUGGUAAAUAAUUAGAUCCAUUUAUCACUUUACAAUUUGAUAAAUUUGAAAAGCAAACAACUAUUAAUAAAGGUCCUAAUCCUAUUUGGAAAGAGACUUAAAAGUUUUAUUUUCCUGUUUAAACUGGGAAAGAAGACUUAAAAUUAACAGUUUGUGAUUUUGAUAAAUAUACUCCUAAUAUAGUGAUUGCAAGGGUUGAUUUAAAUUUAUCUAACAAUGGUUUCAAUUUGAAGAAUCAGCAAUUACAUGAUAUAUGGUUAGAUUUAUAUGAUAUCAAUGGGAAUAGAAGUGGAUCUCAAUUGAAUAUUCAAAUAUAAUGGGUCUAUUCUAAGGUCAAAUAUCUUAGAGAUGUACUUAACUCUUACUAAUAAUAAGUGAAUUAAUAAGAAUAAGAAUUACUAUAAUAUGAGAGAGAUCUCUUUAUACUUUAUGAACCAUUUGUUAAAUGGAGAUAACUCAAUACUAAAGGAUAUUAAAAACCUAUUACUUAAGAACCUGCAUCCAUGAUUCCAAUUUCAUAUUAAUAAGCAGAUCCUACUAAAAUAAUAAAACCUUUUUCUGAUCCUCUUUUGGAUAAAAAUAGCAAAUUUAAAUUAAUUACUAUAUUAGUUGGUUUCAUAGCAUGUCUUACUUUACUAAUAUUAUUUUACAAAGCUUAAUUUUUUGAUGUAAUGAGUGUGUUGCUAUUAUUAGUUGCUUCUUAUUAUAGACUUUUAUAUACUCUGGGAAUUUAAUGCUUUAAAUGAGAAUCGUAUUAAGACUUUAGGUAUUUUGUUUGGAAUGAGUUGUUUUUUGGAUGUUGUAUGGAUCUUUUGUAUUGGUGUGAAAUGGCUUGGUAAUGAUUCUCAUGAAAUUUUCAUACCUUAUGAAAUCUCCAUUCAAAAAAUGAUCUCCAUUUUAGUAAUAAUAAGUUUAAUUGUGAGAGUAAUUAUGAAUUUAAACUUUAGUUGUAUCUAAUACUAAACUUAUUUUAAUUAUCUCAAGAAUUGUAAAACCUUACCAAUCCUUAAACAAUCAAAAUAUAACAUAAAAAUAUUGUAAAAAUAGAUAUGUAAAAUACACAUAAUAUUGAAUCUAAAACAUACCUCCAUAAUGGACGACCAAUUGUGAUUUAUUGA
Paramecium pentaurelia is the source of this 1559-nucleotide messenger RNA. NCBI's taxonomy places the organism in Eukaryota, Ciliophora, Oligohymenophorea, Peniculida, Parameciidae. The record is from the annotation of a GenBank genome assembly.